Messenger RNA from Aegilops tauschii subsp. strangulata, 1132 nucleotides. Its product is annotated as immune-associated nucleotide-binding protein 9-like. The record is from RefSeq and is a predicted model, not a curated record. Gene Ontology annotation, molecular function: GTP binding. Lineage: Eukaryota; Viridiplantae; Streptophyta; Magnoliopsida; Poales; Poaceae.
GUUGCGCUUCUCAGCUUCCGAGGCGACGAACAAACACCCUCCCUCCACCUUCUCCUUCCCCUAUUUGUGUCGUCCACCUACUCCGGCGCCGUCUCAGCUCCCGCACGCCCCACUUCUCCUCCCGAUGUACUGUUCCUAGAAAAACCUCCGGCGAAUGUGAGGCCGCUGUGCCUGUGCGCAUGCACAGCGUAGUCAUCUAUCUUCUCCACCUCCUGGCUGCAAUCUCUGCUCUUCUCAGUUCUCACCGUGUUUCUUUCCAAAGAUCCCAUCCAUCAUGGGCGGCGGCGGUGGCUGUGCAGACGGGGACGGGGACUGGGCGGUCCUUCCCUCCCCUCCGCUCUCUGACGUCACCGUCGCCCUCGUCGGGAAGAUCAGCAUCGGGAAGAACGCCAUCGCCAACUGCAUCCUCGGCACCCACGCCUUUGCGCCCGAGUUCGCCUACGUGAGCGUCACCGAGACCUGCCAGAAGAGCAGCGCCACCUUCCACGACGGCUGCGGCGCCACACGCACCGUCAACGUCAUUGACACCCCAGGCUUAUUAUUUGACAUGGAGAUCUCAACUGAAGAUUCCCGUAAAGAAAUCAUCAAAUGUAUUGAGAUGAUUAAAGAUGGCAUACAUGCCAUGAUUAUGGUGUUCUCGGCCACAUCACUGUUUUCUUGUGAAGAGCAGAAUAUAGUUGAGUCGAUUAAAUUGUCUUUCGGUGACAAAAUCUUUGACCACAUUAUAUUAGUAUUCACACAUGGGGAUGCAAUGGGCAACGAAGUUGCUUGGAAGAAAAUGCUAGCCGUGAGGUCCCCGGUUUAUCUCCAGGAAAUGAUAAAGCUAUGCCAAGAUAGGGUUGUUCUCUUUGACAACAUGACCGAUAAUAUUGAGUGCCGUGAGAUGCAACGCAGGAAAUUGCUUGCUGCAGUUGACUUUGUUAUAUCAAGCAAUGGUGGCAAAGCAUUUUUCUACCAGAUGCUCCCUCACAUUCAGGAAGCAAAAGACGGACAACAUGAGAUUAGUGUUCAUGGAUGUUCAGCAGAACGGAUUUAUGAACAACCGACAAGCAUAACAAAGAAGGUAAAACAUUUUUGGAGGCUCGUCAACCUCUGUUUUUUUCGAGGGUACGCCAAUGGCGUACCUUAGCUU